Messenger RNA from Cicer arietinum (chickpea), 1247 nucleotides. RefSeq names its product ALA-interacting subunit 1-like. Lineage: Eukaryota; Viridiplantae; Streptophyta; Magnoliopsida; Fabales; Fabaceae. Gene Ontology annotation, cellular component: endoplasmic reticulum; Golgi apparatus; plasma membrane. The record is from RefSeq and is a predicted model, not a curated record.
CAAAUCUUAACCACUUCAAUAAUGUUAAUGUAACUUAUCUUAUUUUAUUUUAUUUUUAUCAUUUCCUAUCAACCAAAACGAAACCAUGAUGGAUAUGACUCCUAAAAUCGGUGGCAAAGAAGGACAAUCUCCUCCCAAUUCAAAGAAAACUUCCAAGAAACCCAAAUAUUCAAGAUUCUCACAACAAGAACUUCCUGCAUGGAAACCGAUUCUAACACCUGGAUGGGUUAUUGCCACAUUUACUGUGAUUGGAAUAAUUUUUGUCCCUGUUGGUCUUGCUUCAUUGUUUUCAUCAGAAAAGGUGGAGGAAGCUGUAUUCAGAUAUGAUGACACGUGUCUUUCUUCCUCUAAUGCUGAAAAUGCGUUGGCAUAUAUUAAAAGCGAUACCACUAACAAGACCUGCACCACCAAAUGGAUUGUUGAGCACAAAAUGCAAGCUCCUAUUUUUAUCUACUAUCAGCUUGAUAAUUACUAUCAAAAUCAUCGCAGAUAUGUGAAGAGUAGAAAUGACAAGCAAUUGGCAAAUAAGGCAUCUGAGGGGGAAACAAACAACUGUUAUCCUGAAGACAAGACAAAAGGCAAUGAGCCAAUUGUUCCUUGUGGCCUCAUUGCAUGGAGUAUGUUCAAUGACACCUACAAAUUUUCAAUGAACAACAAGGAUUUGACUGUUAACAAAAAGAACAUAGCAUGGGAGAGUGACAAAAGUUCUAAAUUUGGUCAUGAUGUUUAUCCAAAAAACUUUCAGGGUGGAGAAUUGAUUGGUGGUGCAAAACUCGACGAAAGCAUACCCUUGAGUGAACAAGAAGAUCUCAUAGUUUGGAUGAGAACAGCAGCAUUACCAACUUUCAGAAAACUAUAUGGGAAGAUAGAAUCUGAUCUUGAAGCUAAUGAUGUGAUAGACAUAGUAAUACAGAACAAUUAUAACACAUAUGAGUUUGGAGGUAAAAAGAGGCUUGUUCUCUCAACCACAACUUGGAUUGGUGGCAAAAAUCCCUUCUUGGGGAUGGCAUACCUUUCUGUUGGAGGAGUAUCCUUGUUAUGUGCCAUAGGAUUCAUUCUUCUUUAUGUCAUCAAGCCAAGACCUCUUGGAGAUCCAUCCUACUUGUCUUGGAACAGAAAUCCGGGGAUUUUAAAAUGAUGUGCUAUUAUUCUCAACUUUUUUUUUGACAAUUCACUAUUCUCUUGUCACUACUAGUUCUUUGUAGCAAAUAGAUUCAUUCUGAAAUUAGUUAUUUCUUUUUUUAUUA